ACGCCUUCCUGCUCGUCAGAGCUGACAGUUGAGAAACACAGAAAAAAAGUUGUUGAAGUUCACUUCGCUCGGACAUUAAGCGACGAGUGACGCCGCCGAACACUGACCUCCGUCGGUAUGAUUGUACUCACGAUCAUCGCUCGUGUGUCGGACGGACUCCCGCUGUCUGCGUCCGUGCAGGAGGAUGAACAGUCUGGGAGAGACCUGCAGCAUUACCAGAGCCAGGCCAAGCAGCUGUGCCGCAGACUGAACGCCCAGAGUCCCGACCGCUGUACCCUGGAGGCUGGAGAUAUGAACUUUCACUACUUAAUAGCACAGGGUGUGUGCUACUUGUCCCUCUGUGAGGCUUCAUUCCCAAAGAAGAUAGCUUUCGCCUACCUCGAAGACCUCCACAACGAGUUCUAUGACCAGUAUGGAAGAAAAGUGCCCACAGUAACAAGGCCAUACUCUUUCAUUGAGUUUGACACAUACAUCCAAAAAACUAAGAAGAUGUACGCGGACAGCAGAGCCAGGAGGAACCUGGGCAGCAUCAACACAGAGCUACAGGAUGUGCAGAGAAUCAUGGUGGCGAAUAUUGAGGAAGUUCUGCAAAGAGGAGAAGCUCUGUCUGCUCUGGACACAAAAGCCAGUAAUCUUACCACCCUGUCGAAGAAGUACCGCAGCGAUGCAAAAUACCUCAACACUCGCUCCGCAUAUGCAAAGGUGGCUGCUGUGACAGUGUUCUUCCUCACACUCGUCAUCUACGUGCGUUUCUGGUGGCUCUGAUGGACUCGAACAAGGACUCUGAUGUUAGGAAGGAGGUGUCUCUCAGUGAAAACUUAGCAUUAAAACAGAUCCUGUUACUUUUGUUAAAUAGCAGGUGCCUUAAAGGUCGGUUAAUGAUGAGGGUAAAUGUUCUUUGCUUUAUUCAGCUCUGAGUUGAAUGUUGGCACAUAUAGUGUAAACUGAGCCACUGGGCUGUGCUGGGACUUGUCUGUGUGUAAGCAAAUGCUUCUUGGUGAGCUCAUGCAACUGUUGACUGGAAUAUUAAGACAGGGUGUUGACAAAUAGAUGUUUACAUGUUGGUUUAGGAUUCAGAAUUAGAAAAACCAUAAACACGAAGAUGCAGAGGUAUCGUGAACAGUCUUAAUAUUUUGAUAUAAGAAAGUUUAUUGUUCAUAAAGUGUACAUUGUAACAAAGAUUAAAUAUUUAUCAAAGAA
This is a messenger RNA of Paralichthys olivaceus (Japanese flounder), 1200 nucleotides long. RefSeq names its product SEC22 homolog B, vesicle trafficking protein a (gene sec22ba). Gene Ontology annotation, biological process: retrograde vesicle-mediated transport, Golgi to endoplasmic reticulum; endoplasmic reticulum to Golgi vesicle-mediated transport; vesicle fusion with Golgi apparatus. NCBI's taxonomy places the organism in Eukaryota, Metazoa, Chordata, Actinopteri, Pleuronectiformes, Paralichthyidae. Gene Ontology annotation, molecular function: SNAP receptor activity. Gene Ontology annotation, cellular component: SNARE complex; ER to Golgi transport vesicle membrane; endoplasmic reticulum membrane. The record is from RefSeq and is a predicted model, not a curated record.